Diprion similis is the source of this 457-nucleotide messenger RNA. Its product is annotated as chymotrypsin inhibitor Ani s 6-like. The transcript is spliced from 3 exons. The record is from RefSeq and is a predicted model, not a curated record. Bases 1 to 366 code for a protein of 121 amino acids. Lineage: Eukaryota; Metazoa; Arthropoda; Insecta; Hymenoptera; Diprionidae.
AUGAUACGUAAGCCGUCUGUUUUUUUCAUCAUAUUCUUACUCGACGUGGUGACAUCGGCUAGUUUACGACGAGGUAUAAUAUCGACUCACCAAACGCUCCCGUAUUGCGGACCGAACACAAUAAGGACGGAAUGUGGAAAUCCCUGUCAAUUCACAUGCGGUCAACUCAAGCCAAAAUAUUGUCCCAGGGUUUGUAUACCUGACGGAUGUGUGUGCAAGCCAGGAUACGUUAGACGCGACGAAAACGGUCCUUGCAUUCCCGAAUCAUGGUGUACAGUGGUGGCAGAGAAGUGGAAUUGGAUCCAACGUCCUCGACCGAGACCCAGAGGCGAAAUGGCCGGACCAAAGAACACGUGGAAACACUAACUGUGAAUACUGUAAACGAAUGGCACGUACGAAGAGUCGUUGGAAAUCUGUCCAAAUGAAUCCUUUCGGGAAUGGGAUUAAAUAUUUUGUG